Messenger RNA from Brassica oleracea var. oleracea, 782 nucleotides. RefSeq names its product cysteine proteinase inhibitor 5-like. Gene Ontology annotation, molecular function: cysteine-type endopeptidase inhibitor activity. NCBI's taxonomy places the organism in Eukaryota, Viridiplantae, Streptophyta, Magnoliopsida, Brassicales, Brassicaceae. The transcript has a single exon. Bases 89 to 436 code for a protein of 115 amino acids. The record is from RefSeq and is a predicted model, not a curated record.
CUACGUCAUGUGGCAAGCUUCUACUAUAUAAGAACACUAGAGACCUCUGCCAUUAUUCGAGAAAAAAACAAACAGUUUCACAGCAAGAAUGAAUAGCAGAGCAAUCUUUCUUCUUCUCCUUCUCCUCUCUUUCCACGCAUCUGCGAUGUUGCCUGCUGGUAAAUGGAGUCCCAUCAGCAACGUUAAGGAUCCUCACGUCGUAGAGGUAGGCAAAUUUGCUGUUUCCGAGUACGACAUGGAAAGUAAGUCGGAACUUAAAUUCGUUGCUGUUGUUAGCGGUGAGUCUAAGGUAGUCGCUGGCACUAAUUACCGGCUUAUUGUGGCGGUUAAUGACGGUGUAGCCGGCCCAGGUGCGAGCAAGAACUAUGAGGCGAUUGUAUGGGAGAAACAAUGGUUAAAAUCAAUGAAUCUCACAUCCUUCAAGCCCGUCGUUUGAUGGUCAUGUCCUCUUUGUUUUUCAUGUAAUCGAUCGAUCUCAUGAAACAGCAAACAAAAAAGAUUGAAUAAACAAAAAAGAAGUGAAUGUCAGUUUUAUGUGUUGUCCGGUUUUAAUGUUUCAUGUUGUUGGGGGUGAAGAAAGAGUCUGAAUGUCUGAUGCACAUGAAGAAAUGAUAGUAUACCGAUUGAACAAGUGGUGAUACAUCCGCUAACUAUGCCGACUAAUCUCCUAGAUUAGGGGGUCACGAGACUGUUAACAGAUGUAUCACUAAAUUUAGUUAUUUAAUUAAUGCAUUAAUAAACUCUUUUUGGUAAAAAAAUUACAAGGUGAUAACAAACAUGUG